AUGGUUUCAUUCUCGUCUCUGCUGCUCUCAGCACUCUCCAUCUCCACAACUGUGCUAUCGUCGCCCAUCCCAGCAAAGGAUGCCUCCUCUUUACAAUUCGUUCACGAAUCCAACGAAAAACGUUACUACAACUACGAUGAUGGUUCGUUAAACGAACCCAUCCGUGGUGUGAACAUCGGUGGCUGGUUGGUCCUCGAGCCAUACAUCACCCCAUCCUUGUUCGAAGCAUUCAGAACAAACCCAUACAAUGAUGAUGGGAUCCCAGUGGAUGAAUUCCAUUUCUGUGAACAACUAGGUCAAGAAACUGCUAAGGAUAGACUAGAGGCUCAUUGGUCCACUUUCUACCAGGAAGCUGAUUUCAAAAACAUCGCAGAGGAAGGUUUCAACUUGAUUAGAAUCCCAAUCGGGUAUUGGGCUUUCCAAACUUUGGAAUCUGAUCCAUACGUCAAGGGUUCUCAAGAAGCUAAGAUGGAUCAAGCCAUCGCUUGGGCUGAAAAAUACGGUUUGAAAGUUUGGGUUGAUUUACAUGGUGCCGUUGGGUCUCAAAAUGGGUUCGAUAACUCUGGUUUGAGAGGUAGUAUCGAUUUCUUAAAUGAAGAAAAUUUGAACAUUACCGUCUCCGUAUUGAACUACAUGUUGGAAAAAUACUCUUCUGAUAAAUAUUUGGAUACUGUUAUUGGUGUCGAAUUGAUUAACGAACCAUUGGGUCCUGUCUUAGAUAUGGAUCAAUUGAAAAACAGUUAUUUGAAACCAGCUUACGAUUACGUUAGAAACAACUUGAACAGUGACCAAAUCUUGAUUAUUCAUGAUGCAUUCCAACCAUUCAACUACUGGGAUGAUUUCUUAGCUCCAGGUGAAGACACCUGGGGGGUUGUCUUAGAUCAUCAUCAUUACCAAGUCUUCUCUUCCGGUGAAUUAGCAAGAAACAUCGACGAUCAUGUCAAAGUCGCCUGUUCAUGGGGGACUGGUGUCUUGGAUGAAUCUCAUUGGUCUGUUGCUGGUGAAUUCUCCGCUGCUUUGACUGAUUGUGCUAAGUGGUUAAAUGGUGUUGGUAUCGGUGCUCGUUAUGAUGGGUCCUACUCUAAGCCAAAUGACGGUUCAUACUACAUUGGCUCUUGUGCUAACAAUGAAGAUAUUACCACUUGGUCCGAUGAAAGAAAGCAAGAUACUAGACGUUACGUCGAGGCUCAAUUGGACGCCUUUGAAAUGAGAGGUGGUUGGAUCAUUUGGUGUUACAAGACCGAAUCAUCCAUCGAAUGGGAUGUCCAAAGAUUAAUCUUUGACGGCUUGUUCCCACAACCAAUCACUGCUAGACAGUACCCUGGCCAAUGUAACUAG
Messenger RNA from Naumovozyma castellii, 1338 nucleotides. RefSeq names its product glucan 1,3-beta-glucosidase (gene EXG1). NCBI's taxonomy places the organism in Eukaryota, Fungi, Ascomycota, Saccharomycetes, Saccharomycetales, Saccharomycetaceae. Bases 1 to 1338 code for a protein of 445 amino acids. The transcript has a single exon. The record is from RefSeq and is a predicted model, not a curated record.